ACUGGCCGGACGACCGAGUUUGAUUCCAGGCGUGGACAGGAAAUUGUUUGGCUUUGUGCCUUCGCCCGGUCUGACCACCACGCAGAUCCGAGACGGGGUUCCUGAGGCUACGAGGUACGCGGUACUUAGUGGGCGUAGGCACAACAUUGCCUUCUACUUAAUGUUCUAAGGUGUUCCGGAAGUUGCGAAAUGUGUUCAUUGUUUCACGACGAUCUGUGCUGCAGUGCAUAAUAACGACAGGGGCAGGAAGAGUUGACGUCAGACUCUGCAGACCGGAACUUGCGAUGUUCGUUUGUUUGUGAGGAAUGUGAAUAUUUUCACAUGGUGAUACGGCCUAUGUUAAAUGCUGGACAUGAAGGAGAAUUGUGUGAAUGGUUGAAACAGAUGGGGCUUCUGCGACGAGGACUGAAGUGCUCCAACACAAAUUGCAAGGGAGGCAAAAUGGAAUGGAGUAAGGCCCGAGUUGUUGACAAGUACAAUUGGUCCUGUUCUGCCUGCUCUAAGAAAGUUUCUAUUCGUGAUGGCUCAUUUUUCAUGCCUGUGAAGUGUGAGCUGAAAGUGGUCAUUCAGGCAAUAUUAAGUUGGUGUGAAAGAACGCCAGUGGAAGUUGCAGCAAACAAUUUGAGCCUGAAGACGCACAUAGUGAAGAAAGUGUAUGAGCAGUGUGGGGACGUAGCAAGCAGAUACGUGUUGGAUCACUACCACGACUGGCUGCUGGGAGGAGAUGGGGCUGUGGUUGUUAUUGAUGUGUACCCGGAUGGGUACAUGACCUCUACGCCUCCUGAUAAAGAUGGAGUCAAGAAGAAAACACAGAAAAAGAUAUUAUGUAUUGCUGACACUAGUUGCAUGCCAGCACGUAUCUGGGCGAGAAUCAUCCAGGACCAGUCUGGCAGUCCUAAACCUGGUGUAGUGGAGGAAGCACUGAAGUAUGUACAGCGACAAGUACGUCCAGGUUCAACGUUGGUUGCCAAUGACAGGGCUAUAUGUUGCUCUUUUGAUGUGGUGAAGGAACUACCUGGUUACCCAAGUGUGAUCAGUGUAGAAACACUUAUGGAACUAGAUCUUCCAGGCACUAGACGCAUACAGGAGAACCUAGAUACUAUCUGGCAGUCAGCGGUGGAGGUGUGUGAGGAAGUUCAAGAAUUACAGAAGCCCAAGGGCAAUAUCCUUCUGCACGAGUACAUGUGGCGCCAGCUGUUUGCCGCUACCACCUCCUCGGCACUGGAGUACAUGCUACACCACAUUGCUGAUAGGUACCAGACCAAAGAAGACUGAAACACGAACAACUAUUUGGGUUCCUUUUUUAUAUUUAUAUUUUUAGAUACAGUAUUGAUUCUUUAAGCAAUAACUUGGUCUAACAUAUUGUUACUACCUGUCCAUGUGUCUUCCAUAGUGUGUCCUGUCUUUGGCCGAAGGUCAUUGUAAUGUAUAAAGAAUUUUAGAAAGAUGUGAGAGGGCCAUGAAUGAAGUGACAGGAUUUUGGCAUCUUCUGUCUUCACCACCAUGUCUGAAUCUCUUGGUAGGAAACAGACCACCUAAUGCUGAAGCUGAGAUUGUAUUCUCCUGCAGUGUGUACUUUAUUUACCUGACUAUAAGACAAAGUGUUAUUUUCUCUUUAUUCUUAUUCUUGAGUGUCCAAAUGAAGAAACAUGCUCAAAAAAAAUAUUUGACUAAACAGUUUUUGAUAAAACUGGCAACUGUGCCAUACCUAAAAACAUGCCUAUAACUAUAGUAUCAAUUUGAAAAUAUUCUGAAGGCAGUAUUCAUUGGCUUUUCAUUACCAUUUCUGUUAUGCCCACAUUUAGUCUAUUUUCAUAGAUAUCACAUUAUAGCUAGUAGCUCAAUAUGUCCAGUAUCUUUGCUUCAGCUUAACUGAAGGGAGAGCAGAACAUCAGCUUUGGAAAUAUUCAGUCAUGUAGAUACAUGAGUUUCAAGCUACAUCGCAGUCACCAGACACUGGGCUACCCUCCGUAGAGACUAUUCAGAUAUGUACAGGGUAUUAAUGCUGAUAUUGAAUAUUCAUACUUGUUCACGUUAUUUGUAUUAAGAUUUGCGGUUUUAUGAAAGUGUUUGUGAUGAUUGUGCCUCUGUUUAAUACAUCAUACAAGAGGGACACGUGCUCUCAUCCUCAUAAAAUGCGAUGGGAAUUUGGAAUUAAUGGUUAUCACAUAAAUUGAAGAGAUUAAUAAUUCAUGCAACAUUGAGAAUAAAUGGUACUUCUGAGGCCUGUGUGCAGCGAUGCAUGUUUCGCCAAGAAAACAUUCUCUUGACCAAAAAUUGACCAGUAUAAACUGAUGGAAAAUAAACAUCACUAAGUUCUGUAGGAGAAUUUCAACUAAGAAUUAAGUUUGAAGAAGUAAUAAAAUUGUUUCCUUAAAAUUUUUCUAGUAGGAAGGAGGGUUGCCUUGUAGUCUGGUAAAUACUGUACCGUUCACAUUUUGUGAUAUACACAGGAAUAACUCCUUUUUGCUAAUCACAGGCCAGUGAUGGUCAGUCUUUUAUAUCUUUUAAAUUAUAAAAUUAAGAACUUCUUUGAAAUUUUCUCUACCUGAUUUUUCAUCCAUUUUUAGUCAGUACAAAUAAUCCUCCUCAUUUACAUGUUUAAUUCUUGCAUCUUUGUUGGUGCAUACUGCAGCAUGUUUUUUCUUUCAGUGUCCAUUUGACCAAGUUUAUCUGUAACUAAGAUUUGCAUGGAACAAAAGGAUACAUAUUGAGAGUUACAAAUUAAAGUAUUACGUCCGCAUGACCGAAACAUACCAUGGCCACAUAUUACAUAUUUUGUUUGUGGUGAAGAAACAUUGAGAAAAUAUCAGCUGUACAAGAAGCACUGAAGUGGAAUGGAUACUACUAACCAGCAGUAGGUUGUUUGUCUCUGUCUGUCAGUGUGAAAAACUUUUCUCAGAAUCAAAACCAUUGAACUGGAGAACGUAUUGUUCCUUUCCAGUCUCUCUUGUGGUUUCUGAACACAAUUUAUCUGCUGUAGUUACUAACUUUAAUAAUGACCAUGUGCCUUGCCUUAACUUAUUUUUUAAAACUGGAGGUUGUAUUGUGUGUAUUUAAAAGAUUGCAGCAGGUUAUGGCAGAGUUGGAAGAGAUAUAUUUGUACAAAUAUAAGCCACACCAGAAUUCUAAGAUUUAAGUACAUAAAAACUGACACAAAUUGUCUGCUGGGCUCUCAAAAAUGCAGUAUCAGGUGACAUUAAAAUAAGGGAGACCGAAGGAAAGGCAAAAGCAUGUAUUUAUGGGUUCAUAUGACUACUGAUCGCGUUUGUUAGGUUUAGUAAAAUGUUUUUGAAAUUGCGAUCUUUACAUCCCUCUCACCCACCCAAGCAGUGAAAUAGUUUACCUACCAUUGCAAGUUUCAUGUUCCUACUACAGCUGUUCUACAUAGCUGUCGCAGUAAUAAGUCAAGUGUGCUUUUGUUGAGUAUCCUAUUCUUUUAUUGCAAAUUGUGAACAAAAUUUUAUAUGAUCCUAAUAUCUGGACUCUCAGUUGUAAUUAAUGGAGUUGGCAUGUUCAUUAUUUCUGAAGGUUUCCCUUUUCAUUAACGGUGUUGUCUAGGUUUAGGUCACAUAAUGUUCACACAUCCAGUGCCAAAUCCUGAUUACUGGUUGAAUGGAUUCAUGAAACGUGUGUUGGUGACAACUGUUAAAAUGAGAAAGACAGAGAGUAUGUUUCAGUUUCUGCUGUUACUCGUCAGUAUAGUACUGGUUCAUGCAACAAAUCACCAGAGUCUUGCUCCUGUUUGUUAGGCCGAAGAUUUUCAGACCUUCAGAGUAUGAUGAUCUUACAUCCCCACCUCACUCAAGUGAUGACAUGGUUCACCCACACAGAUUUCAUGUAUUGCAGUAACUGGCUACUACUAAAAGCAAGUUUUUGUGUAAAAAUUUUAAUCCCUGCACCACCUUUGCCAGCUGUUGUUAGGAGACGCAACUUGAUCCACUGUCAAAGCUUCGACUGUAAUGUGAUCUUUAACACAGACAUUUUACCCCUCUUUAUUUCAAGCAGUUUCAUUCAUCCACUCUUCUGUGAAACCAUUGUGUAUAUUUACUAUAAAUUAAAUAUUUGCAGUGAUUCUCUUUCAAAAACCAUAAUUAGCAUUUUGUAAUCAGCCUUGAUGUAGACUGAUUGUCUCACCACAAAAAGUAUUCCGAUUGUAAGUUGCACCCUACUUCUAGGAGUACAGAUUUAGAAAAAAUGUGUGGCUUAUAUUCGUAUCAAUAAAAUAUGUUGGAGGUAUGUGCACAUUUGACUUUUUUAUUUACGCUGAUACGAAGUUAUUAUUUUGCCAAUUUUUUAAAUUUCAUCUUAUAUAUAAGACAAUAAGUGCCUUUGUUAAAACUUUGAGGUGUUGGUUGAAAUUGUUGAUGUUUAUCUCUUGUGAGGUUAUCUUCUUCAAAACUGGGGAGGUGUAGUUUUUUCAACUUUAUAUUGUACAUUUUCUGUAGUAGAGAUUUAUACUGUUCGCCCUAUGGCGCAGGAAUUCUUUGAAAAGCUGAUUAUACUUCCGUAGUGUAAUUUCAUUGUUAUGUAUAAAUUUUAAUGGAUAAGUAUUGGCAUGUUUAAAGCUACUAGUAGUAGAAAUUCACAUGUAACUGGACCUUAUCUAGCAGAAAAGAACAUGGAUGUCCAGAAAAUUAGCGCAUGAUCAGUGUUGAAUAUGUGAGCCUAUUUUUCAUUUCAUAAAACUGUGUGUAGAAUUUUUCAGAAUUCUGGUUGCAGCACAAUGUAUUUGUUUUCCAGUUAACAGUUGUGUUUUUAUGUGUACUGCCUUGGGUUCAUCUGCCUACAUAAGGGAACUUCAGGCCAGUUGACUUGCUGGUCCUUCUCAGUUUCACAAUGAUGAAAGUUUAAUUUUUGUCUAGAUUGUUAAAGUGGUCUAUUACUUUACCUUUUACACGUAAACUGUCUCACUAUGUAUGAGACUGAAAAAUGUUCAAACACAGGUUGUAUUAUUUUGUAUUGUGUACUUGUUUUAUACUGGGUACCUUUCAGGUUACUUAAUAAGAAACAAGCUGAAUGUGGGCAGUCUAUUGCAUUUGAAGAUUUUAAUGUGAAAAAUGCUUGUAGUGUACACAGAAACCAUUUAAACCUUGGCCAUGCCAUUUGUGACUCUGUCCAUUUUGAGAAACUUUGCUGUUGGAAUUGCAGCUUCUCUGAUUCUUUAUUUUCUUGUUCCUCUGAGCACAGCAUUUAUCAAAAGUGAAUCAUCCAUGGCUUCAGUAUAAGGUGACCCAACUCCCUUCAGUGCUUCUCCAAUAUCUCCGUCCUCUGUUUUGCAUAUGUUCUUUCAUUUGAUGUCUGUGGUGGUCAUUUAUUGACUGUCUUUAUUUUUCAUGCUCUUGAAGACAACUUAUUGCCAUCCACACAAAAAACAUAUCUAUACCGCUGUACAAGUAUCCUUAAUUUUAUCAGUUUUCUGUUUAUUUAGACCAUAACAUUAUCUUCCUGUGUUAAAGGAUAUUUUAAAUUGAAGUGGAUAUGCACAGUAAUUUUUGAGGUCUGGUUCUAAUGUAUGUGUUUCCUUUUCAUAAAUGAACACGCGUCUUUAAGCUGUGAAUUGUCGCCUGACCCUUGUAGCUUCAUGCUGCACUGAAUGAUUUUGCAGUUAGAAAUCUACGUUCAGAUAAGUUCAAUAGUGCACUUAAAUUCUGCUUUAUCACAUUAUUUUUAAGCGAAUGAAAAUAUUUUGAAGUUGAUUUUGUUGCUUGUUUUCCAGACAUAGUUUAGUUUUAGGAAAUUGCAACAUGAUUACUGUUGACACUUCUUGAAUUACUGUAUUUUUAAGUGUUGCAUAUUUCUGUCUUCUUAAGACUUUUCACUAUGAUUUCAUGCAGCAGGCAGCUCCUACACAUCAGCUGUUACUUGGUACAUCUUUGAGGUUAUCACAGUAUGUUGCCAAGGGCCGCGGUAAUACUUUGUAAGUUACCGACACUUGCCAUGUAACAUAGUCUUGCCAUUAUGAUAGGAAUAUUUGGAAGUUCUGUGCUUUUUUCUUUGACCACACAGCCUUAUUUUGGUAACUUAAUUGUUGCAGUGCCAAACAUUUGUAAGCACAAUUACAGAAAAUGAAGUCAUAUGAUUAUUUUAAGAAUAUACACACCAACAAUCUUCAGGAAUAACAUGCAUGUUUGUUUUCAUUCUGUUCAAGUGUCUCAUUUUCAUUACCCAUUGAAGUGAUGGCUGUACUUCUUACACAUUGUGUUCAAAUUAUUCUUACCGUAUCAGUCUGUAAAAAACUGCAUAGCGCAUACUGGAUAGUGUAUGUGUGUUUUCUAAAACAUUUUUAUCAUUAACUUGAGUGUGUUUUUUACUUAAGAAUUUCGUCAGUCACGAAAGUAUCGCUGUCUUCUUGUGUACGUGACACUGGGUAUGCUGUGUUCUCAUACCAAUACGUAGUGUGCCAUGCCGUGCUCCACCUGCAUAGUCACUUUGGACUUUGUACCUACUGCUGUCUCAAAGUUUAGUAACAUUUGUAAGUGAUGUUACUUUAUGGUGUAAAAUAUGUGUGGAUUUGGUUUUCAUUUCAUUGCAAAAAUGAGGCUGUAUGAAUCAAGUGGUGAACUAUGUUAUGUGCUUGAAACUUGUCACAGCCUGUGACAUUUUUAUAUAAAAAUAAUGAGAUUCCUUAUCACAUACAUAAUCUUUUUUCUGAAAUCUGUGUUCUUCCUAUUUUCACUUACAGUACACGUGUUUCUAUUUUGUUUUCGGGGCACAGUAUAUUGAACUGAAUGUAAGCAUGAAACUUUCCUUAAACACUAUUUCAGUGGACUAAGAAAAUUAAAUUACUUAGAACCUGCAGUUACUGUUACAUCUCAAGGAAUUUCUUCUUGUUAUUUGUACGUUCUUGUUGAACACUGAAGCUUCAGAAGACACUAAUUCACAAUCAGGUUACUGGAUUCAUUUCUGUUGAAUAGUGUGCAUAUGUGCACCAGUGCAUUCAUGUUAAUUGUAAAUGUUGUUAAAAUGGGACUAAAAUCUAUUGGAAAGCUAAACAGUUAGUUGUUAAUUAAUUCAUAGUGCUAAAACAGAGAUGUAUUUUUUGGGCUCAUAAAAUUUGUUGACAUGUGUCUGCAUGCAGUAUGAAGUGGACUGCACUUACGUGUUCUUCCAGAAGGUUGUUGGUGCAUAUGACCUUUAACAUUUUGAAGUAAUUUAACUACAGUAUUACACUGUGGUAAGGAAGUAGUGUAAUUUAUUGUUCUUUGAAACACAUGAUUAGGAUUUAUUAUAUUAGUGUUUUGAAAUCACAGACAUUUGUGACUAAAAAUUCAAAUUUUAAUGUGUUUGUUAUACCAUGUAUGGUAUUAAUAUAUAUUAUUAUUAUUAUUAAA
Messenger RNA from Zootermopsis nevadensis, 7334 nucleotides. RefSeq lists its product as uncharacterized. The record is from RefSeq and is a predicted model, not a curated record. NCBI's taxonomy places the organism in Eukaryota, Metazoa, Arthropoda, Insecta, Blattodea, Termopsidae.